This is a messenger RNA of Boleophthalmus pectinirostris (great blue-spotted mudskipper), 1624 nucleotides long. RefSeq names its product ribosomal protein S19 binding protein 1 (gene rps19bp1). Gene Ontology annotation, cellular component: nucleolus. The record is from RefSeq and is a predicted model, not a curated record. The transcript is spliced from 5 exons. Bases 146 to 589 code for a protein of 147 amino acids. Gene Ontology annotation, molecular function: enzyme binding. Lineage: Eukaryota; Metazoa; Chordata; Actinopteri; Gobiiformes; Gobiidae.
CAGCACCACUGCGACUCAGCACCUGAGCAGGAAGACAGGCGGAUGUUGAUGUUUCUGUGGCGAGCACAGGUUCACACCACGGCUCACACGUGCACAUGUUCUGGUUCGGCAGCAGUCUGAUCUGGUCUGAUCUGACGAAGACGCGAUGUCUGCGGCGCUGGUCAGGAGAGGUCUGGAGCUGCUCAGCGCAGAUGUCUCCGGUACUGAGGCGCCACACAAUGGACCAGAUGGGAAAAAGAAGAAGACCAAACAGAAGGCCAGCGGGUCCAAGAGGUCCUCCAGAGUGCCCCCUCCUGGCCACCACAGAGGCUCAGCCAAAGGGCGCAAGAUGAGGAGCGCUCUGGAGGAGGCCAGCAGGGGGCAGCAGAAAGAGCACACCGCAGUGACUCUUCAGUACUUCCUACACAGUGGCAGCUCUGGCUCUGAAGACCAGACUGCAAAGAUUAUCCGGCAGAAUUCAGGAAGGCAGUCCAAGAACAGUGUGGGGGCCCCUGCACAGAGGCCCCAGGAGCCCAAGAGCGUCUUCACUGAGGAGGAGUUUCAGCAGUUCCAGAAGGAGUACUUUGGGAGGACUGUGGAGGAGCAGUGACCCUGAACAGCUGUAGGGGGCACAAUGUGGGACAUAUGUAGUCCUCUUCAGUCGCAGACUUCCCUCCUGUUCUAUGGCAGCAUUUGUGCAGAAGGUCUGUGGACUGUGAAAGACCAGGACCUGCAUGAAGAAGAACCUGUCUGACCUACAGGCAUGUGCUGAAAUCCAGUUGGUUUAAACAUAAAAGGACCGUGUCCUUUACCUGCAGGUUAAGGCAACUCGUAACUCACAUCAGAGCAAAGGCUACAUAUGGCUCCUUUGAAUGAGACGACAUACGACUCCUUUAAAGGAGUCUACAUGCGGCUCCUUUAAAGGUGCACUAUGUAACUUUCUGCUCGAGGCUCUGUCACAUGAUUGAUUACAUGUUAAUGUUAUUGCUUUAAUGUUUCUCAGUAUGGCAUUAGUCUUAUUAUCUCCAAAAGAUGGCAUAAGUUUAAGUUACCAAGUAAGAUCUGUGGAGAGGUGACCUGUAUAAAACAUCUGUAAUUGGAAAGAUAAAUGAAAGAGAAGUCCAGAAAAGGCACCAGCAUCUCUAUGGAGACGGCAGGUGUACCCUCCACGAGAGAAGUUACAAAGUGCAUCUUUAUGAAUGUAUUGUUGUGUAACACAGAAACAAAUGUUUGUCAUGGCGGUUUGGAAUAUUUAAGGAACUAUAUGUAGCCUGUGCUAAUAUAGUUUAGUUUUUAAGGAACUAUCUACUAUCAACAAUAAACCUUUGUUACCAGAGCUUCACCUGCAGAUAGAGCCACAUCCAAGUGUGUCUCAUUCUCAGUUUAUGGUCAGGCCUCAUGUAAAAACUCAGAAUCUCCUGAAUUCCCUCCCUGAGCUGCAGAGGCUGCACUAGCACUGACUCAUGACAGGUGCAGGUACUGGGUUUAGGGACAGACCGUUCAGAUCAGAGUGAGGUGUUUUAGGUUUAAACACACUGAAUUUCAGCCUUGAAACUGGUAACACAAAUAAGAGACUCAGGUGACGCCUUCUAAAAUGUAUUUUUUGCCAUUUGGAAAAACAAUAAAAUGAUAGAUUUUAUUUGUA